AUGUCAAUAUCAUCAUCUUCUGCUAAUUUAAAUCUGAAAAACCAAAAAAGGGAUUGGUUAGAUCUCCCAUCCGAUGUAACGGCAAAUAUACUUCAGAGAGUUGGUGUGUCUGACAUACUUGAGGAUGCCCAAAAAGUGUGCACCGCUUGGCGUAAGAUUUGCAAAGACCCUUGUAUGUGGAAGGUCAUCAAAAUUGUAUCUUUUGAUGACAAAAUGAUGGGUAAGAAAGCAGUGGAUAGAAGCCAAGGCCAAUUAGUUGACAUAAGCAUAUGUUCUUGCAAUGAUCAACUUCUUUCAUAUGUCGCAAAUAGGUCGAGGCAGCUUAGACGUCUUGAAGUUGUACUUCAUUUUGAUGAUGAGCUUAGAAGAAUAUCUGAACAUUUAAUGAAAUUUUCAUUAUUGGAGGAAUUCAACCUUUACUCAGCCGGAAAAAGCUGGAAAAAAAGUUUUAUUGAAACUGCCGGUCGGUAUUGCCCCAUGCUUAAAACACUUAAACUGAAUCAAACACCAUGUAAUCGUUUGAUCGGAGAUAAUGCUAAUGAGGUAGCCAUAGCUAUUGGGGAAAACUUACAUGGGUUAAGGCACCUUGAACUCAAUGGAAACAACAUGUCCAAUAUUGGGUUGCAAGCGAUUCUUGAUGGUUGUGUUUGCCUUGAAACACUUGACUUGCGUAAGUGCAUGAGAAUUGAUCUCAAUGGAGAUACCGGAACACGAUGUUUUGAACAGAUUAGAUGUGUAAAACUCCCUAGUGAUUCUCUUGAAGGAAGUCCACAUGAAGACAUUUAUGAAGAAAACAUUGUGCCUGAUUAUAACUUGUUUUAUUAUUAUGCUCCUGAACUGUUUGAUGGAUACAUCAGUCAAUAA
Erigeron canadensis is the source of this 864-nucleotide messenger RNA. RefSeq names its product putative F-box/LRR-repeat protein 23. The record is from RefSeq and is a predicted model, not a curated record. Bases 1 to 864 code for a protein of 287 amino acids. Lineage: Eukaryota; Viridiplantae; Streptophyta; Magnoliopsida; Asterales; Asteraceae. The transcript has 2 exons. Gene Ontology annotation, molecular function: protein binding.